This is a messenger RNA of Passer montanus (Eurasian tree sparrow), 411 nucleotides long. RefSeq names its product microseminoprotein, prostate associated (gene MSMP). The record is from RefSeq and is a predicted model, not a curated record. The coding region runs from base 1 to 411 and encodes 136 amino acids. The transcript is spliced from 3 exons. Lineage: Eukaryota; Metazoa; Chordata; Aves; Passeriformes; Passeridae.
AUGGCCAUGCAAGCACAGAAGAUGAGGUGUGCUUGGGGCAGGCUUUGCCUGCUGCUUUCCCUGCUCCUCCAGCUGCCGGGCUCCCAGGCCAAAUGCUACUUCCAGGCUAAAGCUCCCUGUGAGUACGAAGGGAAACAGUUCUCCCUUGGGGAAUCGUGGCUGAGCACCAACUGCCUGCUCUGCACCUGCCUGCACCCCGUUGGCGUGGGCUGCUGUGAGACCACCCAGCACCCCAUCGACUUCCCCGACUGGUGCGAGGCUCACUACGACUCACAGACCUGCCAGAUCUCGGUAGUGCAGAAGGCCAACCCCAGCCUGCCGUGCGUGAAGAGCGUGGAGCACGAGUGGGGCUCGGCCAGCACCCCCGAGCCGCUGGUGAACAAGCUGCUGGGCGCGGGGCUGAGCAGAUAG